This is a messenger RNA of Protobothrops mucrosquamatus (brown spotted pit viper), 2580 nucleotides long. RefSeq names its product exocyst complex component 3 like 2 (gene EXOC3L2). NCBI's taxonomy places the organism in Eukaryota, Metazoa, Chordata, Lepidosauria, Squamata, Viperidae. Gene Ontology annotation, molecular function: SNARE binding. Gene Ontology annotation, biological process: exocyst localization; exocytosis. Gene Ontology annotation, cellular component: exocyst. Bases 1 to 2580 code for a protein of 859 amino acids. The transcript is spliced from 11 exons. The record is from RefSeq and is a predicted model, not a curated record.
AUGCCAGUCCUCAAGAACCCCUAUCAACUCAAGAUGGCCAGCAGGGGCCCCGGAGAGAGUGGGCGGGGCGGCAGCCGCAGUGGGACGCUGAUCCUGGCCAAGGAGAGUCCGGGGACCAACCCUUUCGAGGAGGACCUGGAGGAGAAGGAGAGGGACUCCUUCCUCGGGGGCCUCUCCCCUGGCCAAGACAGGUCCCUCCCGGGGGACCUGGAGAGGGGUGUCUUCAGCGGGAGCCCCGAGGACCGCUUCAGGCGCCGGGCCACCCUGGAGAAGCUGGUGGGGCUGAGCCCCUUCCGCCUGGGCAAGGGCCGGAAGAGCGGGGAGAAGCGGUCGCCUGGGGGCGAGCAGGGCUCCGACCGGCGGUCCUUCCUGGAGCGCAUGAUGCUGCCCCUGAUGGAGGGCAACCUGGGCCAGCGGGUGCCAAAGAAGCUGCGUCGCUGCUCAGAGGACUUCAGCCUGAUGCAGCGCUUCAACGCGCGCCGCAAGGAGGGCCUCUACAGCUCGGAAGGCGGCCUGGCGGAGGAGAACGGCGGUGGGGAUGCCGCCAAGCGUGGCUCCUUCCUGAAGAUCGGGCUGGGCGGGAAGGUACGCCGGGCGUCCCUGGUGGAGAAGCUCAACCAGAUGGAGGGCUCAGAGGCGGCCCCGGUGGGCGAGAAGUGCGACCCCAAGCCCAAGGAACCGCUCUCAGUCCUGGAGAUCCUCAACCUGAUCCACCAGCGGGAGCUCCGCCUGGCCGACGGGCACAUCAUGGAGCUGGAGGCCGAGUGCGCCCAGGGGGGCAGCGGGGCCAGCGGGAAGGACGGCAGCCGGAAGGCCAAGGACGUGGCCCUGCUCUACGAGGCGCUGCAGGAGGCGCUCUGGGCGGUGCUGGCCGAGGCGCUGGCCGCCAAGAGCGCCUACCCGCCCCUGGAGCAGCUGGUGCAGGUCAUCGAGCAGGAGGAGGAGGCUGACCGCAGCUGGCGCCAGGCCCAGGGAGGCUCCGCGGGAAGCCCGGGGCCCCGGCAGAUGAGGCAGCGGUGGGCCGAGGCAGUGGACCGGCUGGCGGGCCAGAAGCUGUGCCAGUGCGUGGAGGGCCGGGCGGGCACCAUUGCCACCCGGAUGGACCGGCUGGCCAAGUGCACAGUGGAGGACCUGAGCAGCGUCAAGCGCCACCUGCUGCAGGUCUACCCCGAGGAGUACCAGGCCUUUGGUGUCUACCUGGGCAGCUACCACCGGGGCCUGGCCCGCUGCCUGGCCGAAGGGGUCCGGAAGCAGCUGAGCCUCUCUGAGCUCUACUUCGUCUUGGACUGGAACAGCAACAUCUACCAAAGGGAGGUCCUCAGCCGGCCAGAGAUCUCCCCCAUGGUCAAGCCCCAGGAGCUCGGCCCCCUCCUGUCCCCGGAAACACAGCAGAGUCUGGAGGAGGAGUGCAUUGCCGCUGUGAAGGUGGCGAUCAGCAGGGACAUGAGCCAGGAGCUGCAGGAGGAGGAAGGGAGGUGGGCCCAGGAAGACAAGGAGAACAGCUUUCAGUUCGGCUUGUCCAGCAAAGUCAUCCUGGUGCUAAAGGGGCACGCCGACAAAGCCCCCCAAAUCACGGAGGAGUUUGGAAGAAGGGUGGCUCACUGUUGCCUUGCCAGCCUGGCAGAGUUCCUGCAGAGUUUCCAGAAGAAAGUCGAGAAGUUUCAUGAAGGCCAGGUGGUCAGCAGCCUCAGCCCAGAGAGCUACGUGGGCCGGACCAUUAUGCUGGUCAACUGCUGCCCCCCCUUCAGGGACUACCUGGAGCACCUGGCCAGGUUUGGUCAUCCGGACAGCGAGGCCGUGAAGCAGCUGGCAGGUUCGUCCCUCGACCGAGUGACCCGGCUGUGCAAUCGAGUGCUGGCUGACCACCUCUUCCAAAGCCUCAAGCCCUACUUCUACAAGCUGAUGAAGAGGAAAUGGCUCAACAACUCCGAGGCCUUCUCCGCCAUCAUGGCUCUCCUCGCGGAGCACGCCCAGAGGCUGAGGCGGAUGAAGCUGGAGCCCUACCAGAUGCUGGUGAGGGAGGUCCACCGGCGGGUGCUGAUCGAGUACGUCCGGCCGUUGAUGCGAGUGCGGAUCAUCUGCACUUCGUCCAAGAUGAGAGCCAAAGUGGCCCAGAGACUCCGGAGCGAGGCCAAGCAGCUGCAGGAGUUCUUCAUUCAGCUGGAAUCCUCCUCCUCCUGGCUGGACUCCGUGGUGCCCCACCUGGCUGGGAUCCUGGAGCUGGAAGACACGCCGGCCAUCCAGAUGGAAGUGGCUUUCCUGGCCAGGGCCUUUCCUGAUGUGCAAAAGAAGCACCUGGCGGCCCUGCUGGACGUUCGGGGCCUGCAGAGCCAAGCCCAGCGGCAGCUCAUCCUGGGGGUGCUGGAGAGCCUGGAGCUGACGGGGGCCGAGAGGGACGUCUGCCAAGACCGGGCCUUCUUCUCCGAGAUUCCCACCAGCGAGGUCUUCUGCGUCCGCCUCCAGCUGCACCGCCUCUCGCACUUUGGGCUCACCUGCCUCUCCCGGGUGCGCCGGAGACCCCCCCGGCUGCAGCGACAGAGGAGGGGCCCGAGAGAGAAGGGGGCGGAAGCUCAGCUGUGA